Betta splendens (Siamese fighting fish) is the source of this 3003-nucleotide messenger RNA. RefSeq names its product cGMP-specific 3',5'-cyclic phosphodiesterase-like. Bases 1 to 2811 code for a protein of 936 amino acids. The record is from RefSeq and is a predicted model, not a curated record. The transcript is spliced from 20 exons. NCBI's taxonomy places the organism in Eukaryota, Metazoa, Chordata, Actinopteri, Anabantiformes, Osphronemidae. Gene Ontology annotation, biological process: signal transduction. Gene Ontology annotation, molecular function: protein binding; 3',5'-cyclic-GMP phosphodiesterase activity.
AUGCCCUGCCUCCACUCCGACGCGCUGGAGUCCGUGGAGCCCGCGGAGCCCGUGGAGCCCGGCCGCGCGGCGCCGCGGUCGCCUCGUGCCGCAGGGACGCGCGAGCCGUUCCGCGCGGACGCUCCGAGCGAGCCGGCGGUCGCGCGAGGCACGCGUUGGUUCUGCCCCCCGACGUGGCGCCUCCGAACCGAGACGCGGAACACGCUGGACGAAGGUUUCAGGAACAACAAAGUGCAGACGUGGCUGGACGACAACGGCGAUUUCGGGACGACGUUCUCUUUACGCAGAGCUUCAGCGUGCCUUGAUGCCCGCACACACACGUCUCCGCUGCCGCGGAUCCCGCGGAGUCGCUCCGACCACUCUGACCUGUCCAUGAAGCGUCAUCGCCGUGUGACCGAGUCCCACUCGACCGUCUCAUCCUCACCAGGCAGACUCAAACCCCUCUCCUCCAGUCUCAGCGCGCGCGACUGCUUGGAUCGCUACAGUCCAGAUGUUCUGAGCGGCCGCUCCCCGUGUUCCCCUCGCUCCUCUCGCGCCUCCCGCUUCUCCUUUUCGCCCCGUCGUCCCCUGUCGCCCCGUUGCACCCAUUCCCCAGACUCGCCUGAACUUCUGUGCGCCACUGCUGCGAAGACCGCGGUUCCUGGCGGCUGCGAGGGAUGCCCGUGGGCGACGGGGCUCCUGGGGGGGGGUCUCAGCCGGGUGGGCUCCGUGGCGGAGCUCUGCGAGGGGGCCGCCGCGCACGCAGGGGCGCUGCUGGAGGCCGAGUGCUGCUCGCUCUGCCUGGUAGAGAAGGACGGCGGCGGAAGGAGGAGCCUGGAGGAGGUGGUCGGCCCCACGGCCCCGGGGCCCUGGAGCAGCCGUGCACACCAAGAGCUGGUGAAGAGCAUAAUGGGAUGUGUACUGGCCACGGAGUCAACGAUGAACCUGAGCGACCUAUCGGAGGAUCAGAGAUUCAACGUUGAUCAAGAGCAGACAUCAGACUUUAAGAGGAGGGGUGUUUUGAGUUUGCCCAUUAAAAGCACCAGGGGAAAGGUUCUGGGUGUGGUGGUAAUGAUCAAAGGGAGAAGUCCUGAAGACAGUCCACUUUCUGUUUUUACAACAAUGCAUGAGAAGGUUCUGUCAGGUCACAUGGACGCGUUGGGGAUGUUCCUGGACCACCUCCGGCUGUACGAGAGCGCGAGGCAGGAGGCCGGACGCAGCCAGGCCUUGCUGGAGAUGGCGCAGGUGCUGUCGAAGGAGCACCACUCCUUCGAGGUUCUGCUGACCAAGAUGGCCGCCACCAUCUUGCCGUCCACGCGCGCUCAGUACUGCACCAUCUUCAUCCCCAGCGAGCGAACCUCCACUGAGAAGAUUUCAUUCUCCAAUGUAAUUCACUUGGAGUGUGAGGAGUUCGGCUCAAGCUGCCAGAUCUACAGAAGGGAGCAUGACAUCAGCGACAUAGAUCCAUCGCAUGCCCUUCGAACCGCGGCCACCGGGAGGACCCUGAACGCGCCGGGGAGCGGCGAGGGGUCAACGCGGAGCCUGAUCUGCUGCCCCGUUAGAAACGGGAGGUCGGACGACGUCAUCGCCGUGUGCCAGCUGAUGAACAAACGCAGCGGCGAGGCCUUCGACGGCUACGACCGGCGCCUCCUGGAGGACCUGGCCGUGUACUGCGGCCUGGCGCUGCAGUACGUCCAGGCCGUGCGGAUCACGGAGCAGCGGAGAGCCAGCAUCGAGGUCACGCAGGAGGUGCUUGCCUACCACAUCACGGCGGCGGAGCGGGAGAUCCAGGCGCUGCAGGAGGCCCCCGUUCCCUCUGCCGAAGCGCUGCACAUCUUGCACUUCCACUUCUCCGGCUUCGGCCUGCCGGAGGAGCUCAGCACGCAGGCCACCGUGCGCAUGUUCCUGGACCUCGGUUUGGUGCGGGAGUUCAACAUCGACUACAGGACUCUGUGCCAGUGGGUCCUGACGGUGAGACGAGGCUACAGGAACAACGUGCCUUAUCACAACUGGAGCCACGCCCUGAGCACGGCGCAGAGCAUGUUCGCCAUGCUCAUGGCCACAGACGAACUGCAGGCUGUUUUUUCUCGCCUGGAGAUCUUGGCACUGAUGAUAGCCACUCUGAAUCAUGAUCUAGACCACAGAGGAGUGAAUAACUCCUACAUCGAAAGGACUCAGCAGCCUUUAGCUCAGCUCUAUGGACACUCUUCUCUUGAGAAUCACCACUACAGCUUGUGCCUCUUCAUCUUAAACAACACCGGGAGUCAGAUCCUCAGCGGUCUCUCAGCAGAAGCCCACAGAGCUGUGCUACUCAUGAUCAAAAGGGCCAUUCUCUCCACUGACCUGACUGUCUACAUGGAGAGGAGGAAAGAGUUCUUUUCUCUCACCAAGAAAAGCAGAACGAACUGGAGGAGUGAGAAACAACGAGACCUGUUGAGGUCAAUGCUGAUGACAGCCAGUGACCUCUCUGCUGUCACAAAGCCUUGGCCCGAACAAAAACGUAUUGCCAACCUGGUUGCCAUGGAGUUCUUUGCACAAGGGGACAAGGAAAAGGAGGAGCUUAAUGUUAAGCCCAUUGAUAUAAUGAACAGGGAGAACAGCAAACGACUUCCAUACAUGCAGGUUGAAUACAUUGAUGACAUCUGCUGUCCACUGUACAAGGCUUUAUCAAGACUGUUUGACGCCUGCUCCCCGCUGCUGAACGGCUGUAAGACAAACAGGGAGAAGUGGCUGCAACUUGCUGAAAAAGAACAAAAAGAAAACAGUGAAAGCAGCGUAACCCUGGAAAGAAAUUUGCAAGCAGAUGAAAGGACAGAUCAACUAUUAACAUGACAUUGAUUCAGUGCACAGUGAACAAACCACAGUAACUUGAGACAGAGAAUCCUGACUGAUUACCUGUUGGUCAGACGUUUUGCGAAAUCUUUCUGUCUUUGUUCAAAUCGAUGCACAUAAAUGACUCAACAUCUUCCAAUGAAUGUGUAACCAAUUUAACACUGAGUACAUUAUAAAAAUAACUGCAUUUUC